GCGCGCACUUAUACGGCUACCAUCAUGGACUGGGGGUCCUCAUCCUUCUUGAGGCUUCUACUCGACAACCCAGAUGACGACGAUCGAAAUGGACCGCCCCCAGGCAGUCCCCCAACGAUGACAUUCGAAGGGCCCUGGUUCACAACACAGAUCAUCAUGUCUGGGACGAUAGGGCUGUUCUCUUUCCUUGUGUUCUCCUAUUGCCGAACUCGGUGGCCCAUCCUAUUCGCUCCGCGCACGAAGCUCAAGGGCUUCUCGCCUCAUGAAGCGCACGCUCACCAAGCUUUCUUUGGAUGGAUUCUGCCCACCAUUCGCACCUCGGAAUUCACCGUCCUUCAGAUCGUUGGACUCGACGCCGCCGUGCUGCUCAGCUUUUACAAGAUGGCCUUCAAACUCUUCUCUGUCUGCUCAUUUUUUGCUUUGACUAUCUUGAUGCCCAUCAACUGGAUGCAUAAUAAGGAACUAGGUGACGACGAAGACUGGGGCGACGACACAGACGACUGGCCUAGUCUUUUCGGCAGCACACUUAGCAAUAGGCCAUUGUUCCGCAUCGCCUCCUUCGCGCCGAAUGGAAGCACGAAUGGAACUGUUCCCAAUCCAGAUGGAUCGAAUUGGCUCGACUUGAUCAGCGAAGCCAACUCAUACCUGUCCCUCUAUCUCAUAUUCACGUAUCUUUUCACUCUCCUCGCGCUCUUCUUCAUCUAUAAAAAUUAUCGCCGAUUCAUUCGUUCUCGCCAGCUUUACUCUCUGGAGCUGGUGCACUCCAUUCCUGCCAGAACGGUCAUGGUCUCAAACCUUCCCCGGCAUCUCCUUGGAGAAAGGGCUCUUGCCGAAUACUUCGAAAACAUGGAUCUCAGCGUUGAAAGCGUUACCCUGUGCCGCGAGGUUAGCUCUCUCAAGAGACUUAUCGACAAACGGACGGAAGCUCUCUUGGCGCUCGAAAGCGCCUGGACGAGUUACGUUGGCAAUCCGAGUGCAGUGGAGGAAUACGACCCGGAAGCGAGUGGAGGUCCUCUGGUGGAUGUCGAGUCUGGUCCGCAGCAACGACUGGUGGUGCCUCAUCGACCGAGACCGACGAUAAGGCCACGAUGGUUUGGACCGAAAGUGGAUGCAUUGGAGUAUCUUGAGACGGAGUUCAAAGACAUCGACGAGAAGGUCCGAAAACGACGUCUGGCAAAAUUCAAAGCUACGCCUGUUGCUUUCGUGACUUUUGAGAAGAUGUCGUCUGCACAAGUCGCGCUUCAAGUCGUUCACGCCUCAGCACCGUUGCGGUGCAAGACGUAUCCAGCACCCGAGCCCCGUGAUAUCGUAUGGUCUAACAUGACGCCAUCACAGCUGAACAUUCAGACUCGCGACGUAUUCGUUCUGGGCAUGAUCGUGCUCCUCUUCUUCUCGUGGAUCUUCCCAAUCACGGCGCUUGCCAGUCUGCUCAGUUACACUGAGAUCAAGAAGACGAUGCCCUGGCUCGGGAGGCUGAUUGACAGCAAUGACAAAGUACGGGCCAUCGUGCAGAACUCGCUGCCAUCAGUUGGUGUGAUCUCCCUCAAUGCGUUUCUUCCUUUCCUUCUCGAAGCCUUGACUUAUCAGCAAGGCUAUCGAGCACGUAGUUGGAUCGAAUAUUCAUUGUUGAAAAAGUAUUUUCUAUUCCUCCUCAUCAAUGUCGUGUUCAUCUUCCUAUUGGCGUCUACUUACCUCCAAUUGGUUUAUGAGCUGGCGAAUUUCCCUGCCAAAAUCCCAGAAAAGCUGGCCAAGGCGCUCCAGGCCGGGAAAGCUCGUAACUUCUUCCUUUCAUAUGUCAUUCUGCAAGGGCUUGGUAUCAUGCCGCUUCAACUGUUGAAUCUGGGUGUGACGAUUCCCCGAUUCUUCCGUCUGUUUGUGACACGCACGCCACGGGAUUUCGCCGAGCUGAACGCACCGCCAAUGAUCAACUAUGGGAUCGUAUAUCCUCAAUCGAUCCUCAUGUUUGUCAUCACCAUGCUCUACAGCGUGACACAGCCCUUGAUUCUGAUUUUCGGAGCCAUCUACUUUGGCGUGGCAUAUGUGGUCUACAAAUACAAACUUCUGUUUGUCUUCUACAAGCCAUACGAAUCACAAGGUCAAGCGUGGCCGCUGACCUUUGUGCGCUUGAUCUGGGGUGUCAUGAUCUUCCUGACGUUUAUGACUGGUUUCUUCUUGCUCCAAAACACUUACGCAAGCUCGAAGCUGUCGUACAUCAUCACAAUCCUACUGAUCCCGCUCCUCGCCGGCACAGUCCUCUGGUCGUGGUACAUCGAGAAAGAGUUCAAGCCCCUGAGCGACUUUGUGGGUCUGAGCUCUGUGCACGAAGUCGAGCGCGGCCAAGAGUCAGCUGAUGUGGCUCGCUUGCAUGAGGGACAUCCAGUCACGUGGUCCCAAAGGUCUGGGACUGUCGUUGGUCACCGCUCAGACGCUGAUUAUUCUGCUCUAGCAAUCUUAAUAAGAGAAGAUAUGCUCAGAAUGAUGACACUCUUUACGUCGCACCCGAGGAUGAACGCACCGAUUAUUCGCAACCACCCAUGACGAACUGGUACCAGGGAGUGCUGAACACCGGCAAGAGACGAUAUGCCCAUCCAGCAUUGAAUGGGGUGCUGCCCCAGCCAUGGCUGCCACUGAAGAAGGGCCAGAUCCUUUCCACGAGCAACGACCCACGCAGCAUGGCAGGUCGUCAACCGAAAGAGAACAACGGACAGGCCGUUGUACUCACUCUCCGCAAGCGGGCCAGUGCUCGCCGACGGACGCAGAGCGAGGUCAUCGAGGAUGGGGUCGAGUCUGUUACUGCGCCUAGUGAAACAUCUGGGCCGAGCAGCAGCAACCCAUGGCAGGCCGAGCCGCGACGGACAUCUGCUCCGCUCAGUCAUCGUCUCAGUUUCGAUCCUGCCUCGGGUGUGAUCAAUCUCCCGGACGAUGAGGAUUGGCUGCUGGAAGACGAAGAGGACAGCGAUGAAGAUGACUAUGGGACUCAACAAGGGGGGCUGGAGAACUCAGUCCCAUCAUUGGCCGAAACCAACGCCAACGAUUCAGUGCUUGGAGCCGGUGUGAGUUCCAGUCCAAACACCUCGCCGUCCAGACUGUCACGGUACGGUACAUACUUCCAUCAUCCAGAGCGGAGAAGACAAGUUAUCCCUGGCGCGUUUCCACGCUGAGAUACCCUCUAUACAGUACACAUCUUAUAGUAGAUAUCACCAGUAGUAAGUAGGUUGUUGUAAAUCUUCCCAGGUUUCACAGAAUCAGUCUAGGGUGGCGUGAGCAUCAAAUGGGGAGCAUCAGGAGCG
Molecule: messenger RNA, 3290 nt
Organism: Mycena citricolor
Lineage: Eukaryota; Fungi; Basidiomycota; Agaricomycetes; Agaricales; Mycenaceae
Source: the annotation of a GenBank genome assembly